This is a messenger RNA of Paramuricea clavata, 5163 nucleotides long. NCBI's taxonomy places the organism in Eukaryota, Metazoa, Cnidaria, Anthozoa, Malacalcyonacea, Plexauridae. The record is from the annotation of a GenBank genome assembly.
GUAUUUUUACGUGACGCCGAGGCCAACACAACUGUGAACUAUACAUUUCCGUUAAUACUUGUGGUAAAUAGUAUCCGUGUUACUCCGCUUUCUUGGAAUGGCACGAAACCUGCAAUGAGACUGGAAUUUAUGGGUUGUUAUGAAGGUAUUGAGUUACCAUUUUUUAUAAUGUUAAGUUUGCGAGAAAAUUCAACUUAAAGUUUAUGUAAAUCAGCAUGAUUUUGUAUUAGAUAUACAAACUCCGUAACAAUCAUGAUUUUUUUUGAGUUUCUUUAUGAAUUAUCAGUAAUGAGUUUCACAACAAUAUUUUCAAACCAGUUUAUAAGCUAAGCGUAUGAUUGAUUUCUCUUAAUCCAAGAACCAAUAACAGGCUUUGUUAAUUUACAAAUGGCUUUGUUUACCUGCAUGUUUACCUAGCCUGCCUACAUUUUGUUUACGUUUGUUUACCUGUAUGUUUACCUAGCGUGCCUACAGAGCAAUAGGCUAGUAUUCCAAAGGGCGUAGGUUUGAUUCUCACCGUGGCCAGGCAUAUUUUUCAAGCUUGCCUGGUGUGGAUUAUACACUCAGAGUAACAUCACAAGCAUCAAAUUCACCUGAGUACAUUACACCAAACAUAGAAGAAAUUAUAUAUAAAUUUUUGUCAGAUUCUAAUGAACGAGAUGCCCAAAAUUUUGAUAUUUGCCCGUAUAUAGAUACAGUGUAUAUACAUAGUAAUAAUAAAUUAAUAAUUAUUCUUUUUUAUUAACUUAUAUUGCGCAAGUAUCAAGCUCAGUGGUAGAAGACGCGCGAGCGCUGCACCGGGAUCGCAGCGCCUCAUGUUCGAUUCCUGCCAGAGGGCCUAAAGGUACAUUCAUCGCCACUGCUCCCUGUUAGGUCUAAAUUGUGUAUAAAUUUUAGUUCGAAAUUUCGAUCUACAAAAAUCCCAUGUAUUUUCAGUUAUCUUUGGAAUUGUAGCUGAAUAUGAAAUUGAUUACUUUCAGUUUUUUUCUCAUUUGGAAGAUAUUGAGGCAUUCACCGUUUUGGGAAUCUCGUUCAAUUGGAUACAAUGUUGAAGUGUUUAUGAUGCUAGAAAUUUUGUGCGAUAAUAACAUACAUUUUAGACCUGGAGCAUUUGAAAAUUGGAGCAUCCAUUUCAAGUAUUAUUUAUCAUAAAUAAAUAUUAUAUAGAUACUUCAUGUGUAGUCUCAUAUAAAAUUUUCCUCAUAUGAAAAUAUUGUAGAUACUGAUGUUUGUGAUAAUAAUAAUGGAACUUGUAAUGACCUCUUCACAACUUAUAACUUCUUUAACUGCACAUGCGCAGAUGGAUACAGCGGAAGAUACUGUGAGACAGGUAGGACGCGAGGAAAUUCCCUGUAUUUUCUUUUUUGCAAGAGAUCCUGUUUUUAUAUAUCAUAUAGAUCUUCUGCAAUCACAAAUGUAUUUCAUCACACUUUUUUAUUAUUUUAAUUUUUUAAAUAUAUUAUAGUAUUCAUUUUCUUGAUCGAAAGUAAUCAAUUAGCCUUUCUCACGCUGUGCUCAUCCGCCAUUUUGGGGGAACUGCUCCUCUCAAGUUUGAGAGUGUAAAACCAGGAAAUGCGACUUUUUGGCGUCUACUGGAACAGUAAUCGACAAGAGGUUUAGAUAUAUCUAUGUAUGUUUGUAUGCAGUGGACGGUUCACGUCUCCUGCGAACAGGCUCUUUGGUUAGGUUAAAGCCCGCGCAUCUACGAAAGUGUUUACGAUAAAUAAAUGGUUUGAAACAUGCGAGUGAAAUCUGAGUAAAACUCAUUCUAAUUCUAUCAUGCUCUUUCUUUUUUUGGAAUAAACUAAAAAAAUUGCAAAUUUCCAGCUUCGAAGAAAGUUUCUUCAGUAUUAAGGUAAGCUGUUCUGAGUUGUUAGAGUAUACAGUCUCGUGUAUUCAAUAAAUAAUAACGUACUUUAUAUUGUAUUUCACUCAUUCACUGAGUGUAUUCAGUGUAAUCAGUCGGUGAGAAUAUAUAUUUUAUUUAUAAAGCUUCGAUCACAUGCAAUGAGGCUAUUAAUUAAGUUAAUAUUUAAUUUAUACGUUUGACCACUUGUUCAACUUCAUAUUUGAUAUAAAUUGAGAUCACAAAACUUAGGCCGAUGGAAGUGAGGUAUUACUGGUAUCAGCUUACCCGUAUUCAAACCUUUCUAUGCCGGAAUUAAAUUUCUAUGCCGGAAUUAAAAAUUUCUAUGCCGGGCCGAAGUUAUGUUCGGCGAAAGGUAUGCCUAGUCUAUAUUUUUGUUCAGAAAAUUGUGUAAUUUGAUAAUAUAUACGAUCUUGCUUGACUUUCAAAGCUCAUAAAUCUCUAUAAAGUUGACAUAGACUAAAACUAUCGUUAGGAAUAAGUAGAGAAUUUUAUACUGAAUCGAAUGGCGGUAUUUUCAUCUAAAUAGCAUUUAUUGAACCGAAGGCGAAGAUAUGAACCUUGCACAAUACUAUUCCGAUUCUGGAAUAGUUUUCUAGGAGCCUGUCGCCCAGGAGAACAACAAAUUAUAUAAAAACACGUACUUUAAUAACGUUUGCCUGCAAAGCUAGCUACUAUAUCACCCGAAAUCUUAUUGUAAAGUAUUUAAUCUGUUGUGAAUUGGUGACUUGAAUUGAAGAUUUCGUUGAAAUUUUCAAUUAUUCUGUCGAUAAAACAGGAAGAAUGAAAAACCUUUGACAAGAAAACAAUGUGAGAAACGAAAAAAUGCGAAAUAAUGAAAAUAGAAACAAUGAAAAAUUUCAUGCGGUGCGAAAAAUACAUGCGGGCGGGUUACGGUAUUUUCAAGUGCUCUUGAUAAAAAUUGAAGAUUCUCAGCUUAAAGCUGAGAAUCUUCAAUGGUUGUCAAGAGCACUUGACAUGUUUUAAUAUGAUCAGUCAAUCACGUUUAACCAGCUCCAAGCUGAUCAAAUGAUCAUCAUGAUGAAUUUUCUCAGUAAAAAAGUUGAACUUUGUUAUGAGAAUAGACAAUGUUUUAUCUGCGACCGCUCAUCCUUAUUUGCAAGCGACGGUAUUCCGCGAUGAAAAUGGCUGCCAGGCAGGUUUGGGUGCACAUUGCAUUGUGGUUGACAAUGACUCUCCUUCCCUUGAUAAAGACCUUAAAAAAUCUCGAAUUUGCUAUCUUUUCCAUCCUCUGACUUUGUUUGCUUUUGUUUUAUACAUUAAAAUUAUUAGUAUUGUUUUCUCCAAUUUUAUGUUUGGUAUUAAUUUAAACCUUGAUCUUCGAAGUUCAAGGACGCUAUGUACAUGCACUGUUGAGUCUGUUGGCAGUGCUUUCGAUGAACGAGAAUUUUAUAAUGUAUUUAGUGAAUUUAUAUUUUAUAUCUUAAAAUUGUAAUAACUAUAAGAAUUGCUUUUCAUUGAUUAUACUGUUGUUACGUGGUGUAGAGAGGUGUGGCAGGGAUGACUUCUUUGGUUCUUUAUAAAGCUGCCGUUUUUAUAAUAUAUUUUAAAACAAAAAAGACAUUUUUAUCAUUUUUAUCUGCACUGCACUGCACUGCACUGCACUGCACUGCACUGCACUGCACUGCACUGCACUGCACUGCACUGCACUGCACUGCACUGCACUGCACUGCACUGCACUGCACUGCACUGCACUGCACUGCACUGCACUGCACUGCACUGCACUGCACUGCACUGCACUGCACUGCACUGUACAGUACUGUACAGUACUGUACUGUACUGUACUGUACUGUACUGUACUGUACUGUACUGUACUGUACUGUACUGUACUGUACUGUACUGUACUGUACUGUACUGUACUGUAAGUUCGGUAUUCCAGGAGAAAUAUGGAAUAUAACAUUUUUUUGCAGUUUCAUCUCUAUCGGAUUUGACCAUCAAAAUGGACCGUCGAUCGACCCUGUGGUACGGACGCGUGCAACAAGCUAAAAAUUGAUGUAUCAAAGUUACAUUUUCCAUGCAUGGUCUCUGUCACGUGAAAGUAAUUUUCAUAAAAGCAUCUGAUAUACGUUUAGAGAACAAUGUUAAAUUGGAAAUAUCAACAUGGAAUGUCUGCAUAUUUAUCUUGGAAAGAUACUAUACUUUACAAGUGUAUAACGUUGUGUUCAAAUUGAAUGCAAAACUUCAUUACGUCCAGCAAUCGUGUCAUCGGAGCACUGGAACACAAAAGCGAAGAAAUCUUUGAAAAGAUAUCGCCUACUGUGAAUAAACGUUUUUGGCUGCAAACUAUAUUGCAAAGAAUGAAUAUCUUGGAAAUGGUAUAAUUAAUACAUUAACAUUUAAGUACUGAUUGACGAACCGGAUUUGCUAUGGAAGCUACAAUAAAUUAAAGUGUAUAUGUGUGGAAUAUGUUAUAGCCAAUCUUUAUUAUAAUAAUAUUGGUCAUUCCAUGUAUUUUAUUCACAUUAAGCACUCUUUGUUUUUUAUCCAGGAGACGCCAUGUACGCUACAGCGUACCUAUUUUUAUAACUGCAGUUGUGUGUGAUGGUAAAUUUAAUUUCAACUUUGAAGUCACGUGACUUUCACAUUGUUUAGAUUGUCUAGAUACUCGGACAUGGAAGACAGUACUCCAAAAUUGGUGCAUGUGGGCUUGUGUGAGAAAUGCUAAUUGAGGCGAUAGACAUACAGCAAAUAUUUUUUCCUGCCUCUAUUAAGGGUAAUAAAUAUACGCAUUGUCUCGGGGAGUUCGAGUGAGAAUUUCCUAAAAAUGAACUGAAAAUUAAAGGAGAGAGAAGGUUCACUAGUGGUAUAUAUUUCAUGGCUCAUGCAUUUUGCUAGCCUUAUAAUAAUAAUUUAUUCUUGAUUGAGUCGAUUUUCUUUCAUGUACCGAGGUGAUUAUUUUUAAUAAUCACCUUGAAUAUUAAUUACCUCAAAAGAUGAAGGAAACAAAAGGAAACAAAACAGACAAAACUUUGUUGGAAAACCUCUUCAAUCAAGAAUUAAUAUGAUAAACACCAUGUCAUUAUCUGACAUUAAUCCUUCCUUCUCGGUGUUUAUCCUAUACAUAUUUAAUUAAGUCAUGUCAAUUGGUGAUUUUAGAAUGUCUGGAUGCGAGACCUCUGGGAAUGUCAGGAGGUCAGAUUAAAGAUGAUCAGAUCACUGCAUCUUCAACAUACAAUAUCCAGGGUGUUGCACCUGCAGGGAGACUGAACGCCAGUGCAGUUCGAAGAAGUGGAGGUUGGGUGGCUGCAGAGAACGACGGCAAACAGUGGUUUCAG